Mercenaria mercenaria is the source of this 1189-nucleotide messenger RNA. RefSeq lists its product as uncharacterized. The record is from RefSeq and is a predicted model, not a curated record. The coding region runs from base 237 to 806 and encodes 189 amino acids. The transcript is spliced from 3 exons. Lineage: Eukaryota; Metazoa; Mollusca; Bivalvia; Venerida; Veneridae.
AAUGACAAUUGGGGUUAUUACUUUACUAGUAUUUGUAUUCAGUGAUUCUUGAUUUUUUUUUUCUCUAAUAUUUUAGAGAAAGGUACAAAUUGUAGCAAGUAUGAAGAUUUCUCUUGUCACUUGUGUCCUAUUGUCCGUGUUAUGUUGUAUCAAAGCUCAGGAUGGAUACGGAUAUGACGGAUAUGAUAGUUACGGGGAUAGCGGUUAUGGAGCAAUAGGCUAUUAUAGGGGAGGAUAUGAUGGUGAUGGCGGAUAUUAUGGAAGGCGAGGCUACUAUAGGAGAGGAUAUGAUAGUGAUGACGGAUAUUAUGGAAGGCGAGGCUAUUUUAGGAGAGGAUAUUAUGGUUAUGGAGAUGGGGAUGGAUUAUAUGGCGGGCGGUAUAGAGGCUACUUUAGAGGCGGGUAUGACCCUUCUGACAGAUACGAUGGUUACGGUGAUAAUGGAGGAAUUUAUGGCAUGUCAAGACGAGGUUAUUUCAGUGGAGGCAUUUAUGGUCCAUAUCGGAGCUUCUAUAGAAGUGGUGGUUUCUCUCCGUACGGCGGUUUCUAUAGAAGAAGUUUUUAUGGCCCAAGAUUCCGAGGUUCUCAUUUCCACAUGCACAGACGGUUCAUGUAUUAGAGCAUUUUUCGCAGACAAUAUCCUGACUGACGUAGCCCUCAUCAUCUAUGGAAACAGAUCAACCUUUCCCAAACGAAGAACAAAUUCAUUCUUCUCUUUAGUGUUUGACAAAGAACAAAAUAGAUAUAAUUCUUUGAUACUAAAUUUAGUGUUUCAGCAAAGACCAUAUAAAACUGCUCGGCAGUAAAAAGGAAAUCUUCAAAAAAAAUUUAAUUUCCAAUUAUAAAUUUAUUGCUUGCAUGUUUGCGCUGCCUGAGUUGUAUACAGGUUACUGUGACGUCUACCCACUUCAAAAAAGUCACAACAUGCACAUAACAGUUGUGUAAAACGAAUAAAUAACAUUUGGAAGGAUACAUAGUUGCAGAUAUUGACUCUUCGCUGAAAUAUGAUCAAGUAUAUUAAACCAAAUUCAAAAUUUGUUCCCAAGAUAUGACAGGAUAGAGAAUUUAUAUUGUUUUUGUCAAACGUUUCUUGCAUUAAAACGAAAUUUGCUUGUUUGUACAUUGCAAAAAAACAUAUACGUUUAUUUUUUGUGACGCUUAGAAUAAAUUAGAUGAUAUCAUGGCGUUA